Zea mays is the source of this 1017-nucleotide messenger RNA. RefSeq lists its product as uncharacterized. NCBI's taxonomy places the organism in Eukaryota, Viridiplantae, Streptophyta, Magnoliopsida, Poales, Poaceae. Bases 157 to 945 code for a protein of 262 amino acids. The transcript has 2 exons. The record is from RefSeq and is a predicted model, not a curated record.
UUUCCCUAGCCGCCACUUCCUUUGUUUUCUGUCUCUCUCUUCCUCGCGGCAGCAGCUCACGCUCCUUCUUCCUUCACGGCAGAGCAGGGAACUUCCUCCCUUCCUCCCUCCUCCACGCAGGAUGGCCGAGCCCCUGCUCUAGCCGAGCUCCCACCCAUGGCGCCCCUCUCCCUUCUUCCCCCUACUUGGAGCUUCCCAUGGCGCCCCCUGCUCUCUCCUCUUCCUUGGCAGCCAAGUCUAGCCAUGGCCGAGUUCCCUGGGAGCACGCCGACGCCCUACUCUCCUCCAUGGCCGGCGCUCGAGCUCCACUCCUCCCCAUGGCGCCACCCCCUGCAGUUUCCCCUCUGCCUCGACGCCCCUCCCUGGGCCGACCUCGGCCUCGGCCAGGUAUAUGCCCAUGGCGCGCAUGGAGCACCUCGGUGUUUUGCCUCCAUUCCCGCCAGCAGGGAGCUCGCCGACCCAGCCCGAGUGCCGCCAUCACCUACACAUCUUCCCUCCAUACAUCACUGCCAGCAGCGAGCCCCCUUCCUCUUUUUCCCUAGUGCGGCAGCAAGGGGCCCCUGCUCGGACAGCAGCCAUGGCGCCAUGAUUCUCUACGCAGCGAUGCCGGUCCAAAAACAGCAGCCCUCGCUCGCUCUGUCCUCUACUCCACAGCACCGCCAUUGUCCUUGCCUAAGCGCAGUCCAAAUCCCUGCAACAAGCCUCGCCGAGCAUUGCCCCGCAGCAGCAUGCUCCUUCGCCUCGCGCGUUGGGUGCUCGACGAAUCGCCGCAGCGAGCCAUGCCCUCCGGCUUCGUUUCGGUCUCCCGUGCGCGACGACGCGUUCGUCUUCACGCCACGUGUGCAGCAACCACGACCGAGGUUUGAUAUGGACCGAGAGAUGAUGAUCGAGCAACUGAUGUGGUGCCAACCACAAGAUGUCGUUGGUGGACGACCUGCAGAAUGAUGGACAUAACCAGUAGAUGCUCGCCAAGCGAGUACCUCCCCCAGCAAACACUACAUAAGUGUUAAAUUAAAG